Camellia sinensis is the source of this 1622-nucleotide messenger RNA. Lineage: Eukaryota; Viridiplantae; Streptophyta; Magnoliopsida; Ericales; Theaceae. The record is from RefSeq and is a predicted model, not a curated record.
GUUAGGGUUUAUUAUGAGCUUCGUUCUCACUAACUUCAAAACCCUGUGAAACUACGCGCACUGUCUGAGCAGAGAGAAGAGAGCAAUAAUGGAGGCCAACGGAGGUGAGUCGUCUCGAAUUCUCCGCGAAAUUGAGAAUUUGAAGUCUGCGAAGAGUGAAAUCGAGCGCCAAAUAUCAGAUCUCGAAGCUCAACUUCGUGAUAUCGAUGAAAAGGACGAGACCAAGACGAAUUCGACUCGAUCGUGUCCUCCACUGUCAAACGGUGACUCAGGUUUUGGCCAUGGAUUGUCGCCCGAUAUGAUCUACAGAUAUAGUCGUCAGCUCUUGCUUCCUUCCUUUGGUGUUCAAGCACAGUCAAGUCUCUUGAAGGCUUCAAUUUUAGUUGUUGGAGCUGGAGGGUUGGGAUCACCUGCUCUUUUGUACCUUGCUGCCUGUGGUGUUGGUCGCUUAGGUAUUGUCGAUCAUGAUGUAGUUGAGCUUAACAAUCUGCACAGGCAGAUUAUCCAUACUGAAGCAUAUAUUGGUCAGUCAAAAGUGGAAUCUGCUGCUGCUGCUUGUCACUCGAUUAACUCUACUAUUCAGAUUGUGGAACACAAAGAAGCUUUACGUACAUCCAAUGCCUUGGAAAUUUUGAGCAAAUAUGACAUAGUAAUAGAUGCAACAGACAAUGCUCCUAGCCGUUAUCUAAUCAGUGAUUGUUGUGUGGUAUUGGGUAAGCCUCUUGUAUCAGGUGCUGCUAUAGGAUUGGAAGGGCAGCUUACAGUUUACAAUUACAAUGGGGGUCCAUGUUAUCGGUGCCUAUUUCCAACUCCACCUCCUACGACAGCAUGUCAAAGAUGCUCUGAUAGUGGUGUUCUGGGAAUCGUUCCUGGUAUUAUCGGCUGCCACCAAGCCCUUGAAGCUAUAAAGAUUGCAAGUGAUGUUGGUGAACCACUCUCAAGAAGGAUGCUUCUUUUUGAUGCAUUGACUGCACGGAUUCGUAUUGUCAAGAUCAGAGGGAGGUCAUCACAAUGUGAAGUUUGUGGAGAAAAUGCAACAUUCACUGCAAAGCAAUUUCAAGAGUUUGACUACGAGAAAUUCACACAAUCUCCCCUGUCCAUGACUCCAUUGAAGCUAGACCUGCUUCCUACAGAAGCUAGAAUAAGCAGCAAGGAAUACAAGGAGAGAGUUGUUAGAGGAGAACCACAUGCAUUAGUUGAUGUACGACCAGCACACCACUUUAAAAUCUCGUCUCUUCCCAACUCCAUGAACGUCCCACUGUCAAGUUUGGAGGCGAGAUUGCCUGAAAUAUCUUCAGCCUUGAAGAGAGAGGAGGAGCAUGCUUCUCUAUAUGUAGUAUGUAGAAGAGGUAAUGAUUCACAGAGGGCCGUUGAUUACCUUCACAAGAUGGGUUUCACUUCGGCAAAGGAUAUCAUUGGAGGACUUGAGUCAUGGGCCCAUGACGUUGAUCCGAAUUUCCCCACCUACUAGUAAGCAUUUGUAAUCCAUUUUUGGGGUUUUAUAUACUUUUUAUUGUAAUCCUUAAAAGGUUAAUUAUUUAUUACAUGCUUGUUGACUUUGAUGUGUAAUUUAUUUCAUAAUCUACUUCCAAGAAGAUCAAAGCUUCGUAACUUGGUUUGGC